AAGGCAAAUGAAAGGAGCGGGAGAUUUGUGAUGGUGAUACCACCUCCAAAUGUAACCGGAACUCUGCAUUUGGGCCACGCAUUGACCAACAGUAUUGAGGAUGCUAUUACCCGUUGGAACAGGAUGAGCGGCAGGUGUACCUUGUGGCUACCUGGUUGUGAUCAUGCGGGUAUAGCUACUCAGGUCGUGGUCGAGAAGAAACUGUGGCGCGAAAAGAAAUUGACUCGUCAUGACCUGGGUCGUGAUGCUUUCAUCGAAGAAAUUUGGAAGUGGAAGGAGGAAAAAGGCGAUUGCAUUUACGGACAACUUCGGGCGCUCGGGAGUUCCUGUGAUUGGUCUCGUGCUCGCUUUACAAUGGAACCAAGCAUGUGUCGGGCUGUGACUGAGGCCUUCUGUCGCUUGCAUGAACAAGGUUUGAUCUACCGCAGCCUCCGUCUUGUGAACUGGUCUUGUACCCUGCGCUCUGCUAUUUCUGACAUCGAAGUAGAUAAGGUUGAACUCAGUGGCCGAACUCUCCUUCAUGUGCCUGGAUAUGACAAACCGGUCCCCUUUGGCGUGAUCACUUCUUUUGCAUAUCCCCUCGUUCCCCAACCGGAUGAUCCCCCAGAAGGAGUGCAUCUCAUCGUCGCAACCACUCGUUUGGAAACCAUGCUGGGUGAUACGGGUGUUGCAGUGCAUCCUGACGAUCCUCGAUACACCCAUCUCAUUGGUCGCUCUAUCAGACAUCCGUUCAUCCCAGGCCGUGUGUUGCCAAUUGUUGGCGAUACUUUUGUUGAUCGGGAAUUCGGCACAGGCGCCGUCAAACUAACUCCUGCUCAUGACCACAAUGAUUGGGAAGCUGGUUGUCGGCACAACUUACCGGCUAUCACCGUAAUCGAUGAAGAGGGCAAUAUGACCGAUGCAGCUGGACCAGAAUUUGCAGGUCUCAAGCGCUUCCACGCCCGCGAAGCAGUCCGUCUUGGCCUCCAAAAGCUUGGUUUGUAUCGUGGUGAAGUGGACAACCCUAUGACGGUGCCCAUGUGUUCGCGAAGCAAAGAUAUAAUCGAGCCGCUCUUGAAGCCACAGUGGUACAUGAGAUGUCAAGAAAUGGCCGAUGAAGCGAUCAGAGAGGUUGCCGAAGGUCGGCUACGUAUACUACCCGAGAUGCAUAUUCGUACGUGGAACAACUGGCUCAAAGACUGCCACGAUUGGUGCAUUUCUCGUCAACUCUGGUGGGGUCAUCGAGUUCCUGCCUAUCACGUUUCCCUCUUAAAAGAAAAUACGGAAGAAUCCCUGGAUCCUUCCUUAAAUUCGUCCUGGGUCGUCGGUCGCACCGAAGAGGAAGCCUUGGAGAGAGCAACCAGACAGUUCGGCUGUACGGCGAAUCAGCUUCGGUUAACUCAAGACACCGACGUUUUGGACACCUGGUUCUCUUCUCAGCUGUUCCCUUUCUCCGUGUUCGGUUGGCCGGAUGAGACCGCUGAUUUCAAAGCAUAUUAUCCCGGUGAUUUACUGGAGACAGGACAUGACAUUAUGUUCUUCUGGGUCGCGCGGAUGGUAAUGAUUGGACUUCGUCUUACCGGAAAACUACCUUUCCACACUGUUUACCUACAUGCCAUGGUCCGGGAUGCACACGGUAAGAAAAUGAGCAAAUCUCUCGGGAAUGCCAUUGACCCGGUAGACGUAAUCCACGGAAUAACUUUAGACGCCCUACAAAAACAGUUGGAGCUUGGCAACCUGGAUCCCCGCGAAUUAAAGCGAGCGCGAGAGGCGCAAGCCAAAGAUUUCCCCAAAGGCAUUCCGGAGUGUGGAACAGAUGCGCUACGUUUUGCGCUAUGCUCCUACACGAAGCAGGGGCGAAAUAUCAAUCUAGACAUAUUGCGCGUUCAAGGGUAUCGUUUCUUUUGCAAUAAGUUAUGGAAUGCUACCAGUUGUGUUCAACUCCAUACUUUGGUUCGAGCACCAAAGUACGUUGGGUACAUUUUCAGCAUGCCGGAUACAGGAAAACAACAAGCGGAAGAGGAUAAAGUAAUGGACCUAAUCUCUCCGGUAGAGAGGUUACCAGCAAAAAUGAAGGUUGAAGAAGAGCUAUAUCAACGUUUGCCCCAAGCGUCGGCGGUGUCCGGACCCCCCGACACAUCCACGAGUUUGUGUGUCGCAUCCUAUCCGAAACCACUUGACGUCAAUGCUCUUCGUGAUGAAACUGUGGAAGCUGACUUUUGCCUCGUCCGGAGCCUCGUGCAUCAAAUGCGCGCAUUAAGAGCGGCUUACCACGUCAUCCCGCGGACCUGCUUCGAUAAAACCGGUGCGGUUUCCGGUUUUCUCGAUGCCCAAAUCUUAGCUCCCGCCUCCGUACUGUCCAGUUUAAUCACCGGAAACUACUUGAGCGAUGUUGUGGAACCCCUAGGAAAAUGUCACAUUACUAAGGCAACUUCUGAGAGAAGCGAAAUUGACGUUUCUGGAUGCGUGAGCGCGACUGUUGCUGCUCGUGAUCUCGCUCUCAAUUCUGAUGCAUCCCAGCUAGUCGCGAGCUACGAUGGACCGAACAACGAAGAAUCGGACGAGUCAGCGAUUGAUGAACUGCAGGAAAAUGAAACGUAUCCUCCUGCAGCCCUUGAUUUAUCGAUUACAUGUCAGCUCUAUCUCUAUCUGGCUGGCCACAUUGAUGUCACGUUGGAAGAAAAACGAUCUCGUGAUCGUUUGGCCAAGGUCUCAGAGUCCUUACGCUCUCUGGUGGAGGACGUUUCCCGUCCGGAAUAUGCAGCUAAAGUGCCUCUGACGAAAAGACGAAUAGAUCAACAAAAACAAUAUGAGUUAAAAGCGGAAAUCCAACGCCUUGAAGAAAUGGUGGAAAGUCUCAGGCUCAUGACCAACUGUGCUGAGGCCCAAUGUCCUCGGGAAUCUGGCGCAUUCCAUCCUCUUUUGGCAGCCACUUUAGAGCUGUCAGAAAAAACAAACGGCAUCGCUGACGGCUCGGGAAUCACAGACUCGCAGGCAAUGAUCGAGCAUGUGGCUGAUAGCACUCUUCUCGGGGGUACUGCACCAGCGUCUCGGGCACAAGUUAAACAAUGGCUCGCUUGGACGAUCCGCUUAAACAUGUUUGGCCAUUUCGACGAGAAACAAAAAUUUUGCGACCUUGUUGAACAGCGUGCCUCUGUCGUCAAUCGAACUAACAGGUAUUUAGCCGAUACACCGGAACCGACUUUGGCCGAUUUGUCUGCAGCUUACGGUUUACGAAGCUGGGCGAUGCAUACUUAUCGUUCAGCGACUACUGCAUGGUUAAAUCGACUGAGAAAUAAAUGUUCUAAACCUUUGGUCGGCGCGUUGAUCCCUUCAUGCCCCUGA
Messenger RNA from Dicrocoelium dendriticum, 3324 nucleotides. The record is from the annotation of a GenBank genome assembly. Lineage: Eukaryota; Metazoa; Platyhelminthes; Trematoda; Plagiorchiida; Dicrocoeliidae.